Penicillium verhagenii is the source of this 3765-nucleotide messenger RNA. Its product is annotated as ankyrin repeat domain-containing protein. The record is from RefSeq and is a predicted model, not a curated record. Gene Ontology annotation, molecular function: protein binding. Bases 1 to 3765 code for a protein of 1254 amino acids. The transcript is spliced from 2 exons. NCBI's taxonomy places the organism in Eukaryota, Fungi, Ascomycota, Eurotiomycetes, Eurotiales, Aspergillaceae.
AUGGCUCUCGUCACUUCAAAUUCGAGACGAGGCCCAAGCGAAGACCCUACGCAGGCUCUCAUGCGCGCAUUAGCGGAUUUCAAACAGAGCCUGACAGAUGAAGAAAAACAACAGUACCGGGCUCAUGAGGCAAACCCGGGCGCUUCGAGCAUCAUUGAAUUCAUGAGAGUGGUUGAUGAAAGUAAGCCUCAGACGAAUAUGAGGUGUUUGGGAUCUCGACUAUGCACAUUCCUGGACAAGACACAACAGUUUGCUACUAUCGUCGAAACCUUCGUCAGCUCCAAUCCCGUGAUCGCUGCCCUUGUAUGGGGAAGUGUAAAAUUCGCCAUUUUAUCGGCAAACAACGCGGCAUCUUACUUCGAAAAAGUCACUGGCUUGAUUAUGUCAAUAGGCAAGCUUUGCCCCAGUUAUGAGAAAUUUGGUCAACUUUAUCCUGGUUGCACUGAGCUACAAACCGAGCUGUGUGGUUUUUACUCUAUUAUCAUUCGCAUGUGCAUGAAAAUUGUCGAGGUCUCUCGAAGACAGACAGUCACGCAGAUGAUCUCAUCACUGUUUAGUCCUUUCGAGAGCGACUUUGGCCACUUUCUUGCACUUUUGCAAAAAUCGGAGAAAGACAUCGAGCGCGAGAUACAGUUUGCAUCUCAGAAAUCCAACCAGGACGCGAUCAAGUUGCAAGCGUACGAUAGAAAGUUGCAAGAGUACGAUAGAAAAAGAAACGCAAGAUUUCGUGUCGACUUUCAAAGAGCGACCAGGAGGCAAGAAGAUCAAGCAAACGAUUUGCGGGUUGCCAAAUUGGCGAGAGACUCGGCAAGACUGCGAUCUCUAAUUCGAAAGAACCUCUCUACAAUCGAUCACUUGAAGCCGUGGAAACAGGUCAACAAACAACGGGUUUCGGGGACAGCGGAGUGGCUAUGCAAAGACGAGGCCUUCGUGAAAUGGAAAAACAGCUCCCGGAAUGCAGUCUUUUGGUGCUCAGGCAAAAUAGGUGUCGGGAAGACUGUACUUUCCGCAAAUGUGAUUUCCAAACUACACGAGUCAUCCAAAGCCAAUAGAAUAAUCUCCCAUCACUUCUGCUGCACCGACAACAAAGCCACCUUAUCAGCAAGAAAUAUCAUGGGGAGUUUGGCCUGUCAAUUGCUGGACAGUCAAAUUAACAGCUAUCAACUCGGUGAUCUUCAAUCUUUACAUGAUAAAACGCAGGACCUCGACACCGAGGAGGUGACCGAGCUAUUGUUGUCUUGCUUGGAAGACGGCAAAGCCUUCUUUAUUGUCAUAGAUGGGCUAGACGAGUGUGAGGAAAAGGAGUGCCGUGAAGUCAUCGCAAACCUAAUGCGCCUUCGUCAGUUCGAUACUAGCUCUGUGAAACUAUUUUUCGCAAGCCGACCCGAUAUCGAAGCCCAGCUGUUUGGCGUGGCGGAGCCAGAAUACAGAAUCACGGUGACCAAAGAAAGGGCUAAACCAGACAUGGAUGCUUAUAUCGACGCAAUGCUGAGUCAAUUUUUGGAAGAAGGGAAGCUCAAACUGAGAGAUGGAACACUCAUCGUUACAAUAUCUCAAGCGUUACGGGAUGGAUCGGAUGGAAUUGUCACUGAUUGUCCUCAAAUAAUAAGGAUUCUCUGGACUCGACUCUUUAUGGAAGAGCUGUGCGCACAGGGGAGUGACCGAGCGAUAUUAGAAGCCUUAACCCAACUGCCGCGGGGUCUUGCUGAGCUUUAUAAUCAAAGGCUCCGUCGUGUAAUGGGCAAACGGAAUGGAGGACAAGCAAAUUCCCUGCUGCGCUUCUGUGCUUUCUUGAGGCGACCGCUGACGCGUCCGGAGUAUGAAGACCUUCUUGGCAUCAAACCAGAGCAAGAAUCUCAUGACCCUGGCAAUUGUCCCAAUGAUAUGACUCAAGUGAUCAGCGACUGCUGUGGGCUAGUUUUCGUGGAAGAAGAAGAUAGCACAGUUCACUAUGUUCACCAUAGUGUGGGAGAACAUAUUUUGUCAAUUGACGGGUCUUGUUCUGCCAUGUUUGAUAUGGCAGACGUGGAUCAGUAUCUUGGCAAUCUUUGCCUGACAUAUCUUGAUUUCACUGACUUCAAAAUGCCAUUAGCAAACGCACGACAAGGCUUCAGUACUCCUAUUCAACCUCUGCAAUUUGGGGUUUUACCUCUUCCUAGCACGGGUAGACGGGUCGCCUUGGAAAUAUUAUCUCGUGGUCGAAACCUGCAAUAUUUGCGCUCCGCAGAGGUCGAAAGCAAAACCAGAAUUAGCAUUGAGGACAAAAAUUCACCAGUAUCAGAGCACGAUCGACACAGAGCGUACCCUUUUCUUCUCUAUGCACAGACAUACUGGAUUGAACAUCUGCAAGAAUUGAAUGUCCCGACCGAUAGCAAGAUUUGGCGGUUAUUCUGUGAAUGCGUCGAAGGGCGCAAUAUUACAGUAAAGAGACCAUGGUAUGAGAACCAGGAAGCCCACGACCAGUCUGCCCAACGAAGAACGGUUUGGUUAUCAAAAAACCGACAUCGCGCCUUGCUCUGGUACUAUGGCAUGUCUCAACCCAGUACUGAGCUUGACUCGGUGGACACCGACAUCAUCAAGGAAAUUAUACACCGACUUGAUCAUGGCUGUGGCUUGAGUGAUGAAUUGCCAAGAAGUCCGCUAUGGAGGUGGGAUGAACAUUGUGGGCCUCUAUACUGCAUCAUGGUUGGUGCUGCGUGGGCAGGGUGUCAGGAGUGCAUUGACAAUCUGAUUGGAAAAGACUGGAGUGAUCAUCAAAUUCUGUCAUUAUCUGCAGACUAUCACUCUAAUCGAACAGUUCUUCAAGCAGCAGCUGGAGGUGGGUACCUUGAAGUUGUGAAUAGAUUGAUAAAGGCAAAAGCGGAUAUCCAUGAAGCCCCGGCAAAGAAGUAUGGUCGAACAGCUCUCCAGGCAGCAGCUGAAGGUGGACACCUUCAAGUUGUGAAUAUAUUAUUACAGCAAAAUGCAGAUGUCAAUGCGGCCCCAGCAAAGGAGUAUGGCCGAACAGCUCUCCAAGCAGCAGCUGGAGGUGGGUACCUUGAAGUUGUGAAUAGAUUGAUAAAGGCAAAAGCGGAUAUCCAUGAAGCCCCGGCAAAGAAGUAUGGUCGAACAGCUCUCCAAGCAGCAGCUGAAGGGGGGCACCUUCAAGUUGUGAAUAUAUUAUUACAGCAAAAUGCAGAUGUCAAUGCGGCCCUAGCAAAAGGGUAUGGCCGAACAGCUCUCCAAGCAGCAGCUGGAGGGGGGCACCUUCAAGUUGUGAACAGAUUGAUACAGGAAAACACAGAUAUCAAUACAGACCCAACAGGAUACAAUGGUCGAACAGCUCUCCAGGCAGCAGCUGAGGGAGGGCACCUUGAAGUGGUGAAUCGAUUGAUACAGGAAAACGUGUAUAUGAAUGCAGCCCCGGCAGAAUACCGUGGUCGAACAGCUCUCCAGGCAGCAGCUGAGGGAGGGCACCUUAAAGUGGUGAAUCGAUUGAUACAGGAAAAUGCGGAUGUCAAUGCAGCCGCGGCAGAUUACUAUGGUCGAACAGCUCUCCAAGCGGCGGCUGAAGGGGGGCACCUUGAAGUUGUGGGUACAUUAUUACAGGCAAAAGCCAAAAGGACUGCAACCGCGUCAGGAUCUCAUGACCAAGAUGCUCUCCAAGCCGUAUCGAAGGCCGCGUAUCAUGAAGUUCUGGAUAAAUUCGGUGGUGAAGACCUAAGAAUCAAAUCCGCUUUAGCUUUCAUUUUGAGCCGUGCGAAUACCUCCGUCGAUGAAAUUUGA